This is a messenger RNA of Cucumis sativus (cucumber), 2500 nucleotides long. Its product is annotated as cyclic nucleotide-gated ion channel 1. NCBI's taxonomy places the organism in Eukaryota, Viridiplantae, Streptophyta, Magnoliopsida, Cucurbitales, Cucurbitaceae. The record is from RefSeq and is a predicted model, not a curated record. Gene Ontology annotation, cellular component: membrane. Gene Ontology annotation, biological process: monoatomic ion transport; transmembrane transport. The transcript is spliced from 7 exons. Gene Ontology annotation, molecular function: monoatomic ion channel activity. Bases 139 to 2223 code for a protein of 694 amino acids.
UCAACAACAGCCACUAGAAAGGAAGACUACUUUUAAUGGCCGACGAAGCCGUGUAUUUGCUUCACCCAGCUUGUUUACUCGUCAAUGCAAUAACGAUAUUCAUCAUCCUAUAUCCACCAACAAAGUCCUCACCUCGCUAUGAAUGUAGAAGAUGAUGCCAUACGGAUUCGGUCUUUCUCUCAUGAACAUCAGUCUGAGAAUCUUUCUUCCCAUGUAGACAUUCACUCGACGAAUUCCGUGGGAUCAGUGCCAACAAGACUUGAGUCUCCUACUGAUAAACUAACCAGUUUUGGAAACAUUCAUUUUGAUGAAGAAGUCAAGAGUAAAGGAUUGAGCUCCAUAAAAAGAUCUAUUGAAGGAAAUUUGCUAUUUCUUCAUCUGUGGAACGAUGUGCUUGUGUUGAUGUGUGUAAUUGCGACCUUACUGGACCCUCUGUUCUGUUACAUCCUAUUAGUUGAUGAAGAGAAAAGCUGUAUAGAGUUUGACAAUAAGUUAAUGGUCACGGUUGUAGUUUUACGUUCGCUUGUUGAUUUUGGCUACAUACUUCUCAUUGUUUUUCAUUUUCGCAUUGGUUAUACUGCCCCGAAUGAUGCAAGUAGUGGAAGACUUUGCACAUUAGCUACAAGAUAUCUUUUAUCUUACUUUACCGUUGACGUUCUUGCUGUUCUUCCUCUCCCACAGGUGGUGAUUCUAAUAGUCACUCAAGGAACAAAAGCUUCUCAUUUAACCGCUCUAAGGUCAUUGAAAUUUAUCCUUAUAUUUCAGUAUUUUCCAAGGGUGUCUCGAGUUUACUUAUUCUUAAAGAAAGUUAGAUGGAGUUCUGGAAUUUUGCCCGACUCUGCUGGAGUCAAAGCUUUAUUCAAUCUCUUCCUGUAUAUGCUUGCAAGUCAUGCCUUUGGAGCCUUUUGGUACUUGUUUUCUGUUGAGCGUAAAGCAUCCUGCGUGCAAAUAAGGUGUAAUAGUCAUCCAUAUUGCUCUCGGAUGAAUAACAACAGCUCUUUUGAGAGAUCAUGCAUAAAUGAUGUUUGCUCUGGAACAGCAUCAAAUGUCACAACAGCUUUAGACUACGGAAUAUUUGAUGAUGCCCUGAAUUCUGGCGUUGUCUCUUCGACUGAUUUCAUAUGGAAGUUCUCUUAUUGUUGUUGGUGGGGUCUGCAGAAUCUAAGUUCUUUGGGUCAAGGCCUCAAAACUAGCAAGGAUAUAUGGGAAAUUUACUUUGCCAUCUCCAUAACGAUUGCGGGCCUGGUAUUGUUUGCACUUCUAAUAGGAAAUUUGCAGACAUAUCUUCAGGCAACAAUUGCUAGACUGGAGGAAAUGAGAUUGAAGGGGCAAGAUAUUGAACUGUGGAUGGCCUACCAUUCUCUCCCGCGUGAUCUAAGGAAUCGGAUCAAACAAUACGAGAAGUAUAAAUGGCGGAAGACUAGAGGUGUUGAUGUUGCUAACAUUCUCAAUAAUCUUCCUAAAGACCUUAGAAGGGACACAACAAGACAUCUUUGCUUACGUGCAAUCAAAAGUGUUUCAAUGUUUCAAAACACGGACGAGAAAUUCUUGGAUGCCGUCUGUAGUUAUCUGAAGCCAAGGCUAUAUAUUGAACGUAACUUCAUCGUUCGUGAAGGAGAACCGCUAGACGAGAUGAUCUUCAUAAUCCAUGGAAAAUUAUGGAUCUAUUCCAAUUCCAGUAGGAGUGAUGAAAUAUCAGGUUCUUCUGAGAGCCUUACAAAAGGUGAUUUCUUUGGAGAAGAUCUCUUGAAAUGGGUAUUGAAAGAUCCACUCUUAACCACUGUUCCCAUGUCCACAAAAACUGUGUCUACACACACCAAAGUGGAAGCAUUUGUUUUAACUGCAAAUGAUUUGAAGAAUGUGGUCUCCAAAUUCUGGUGGCUCAUCAGUCGAGAGCUUAGAAAUGAUCCAAACUUAAAAGAACGAUGGGCUGCAUGGGCUGCUGUCGUCUUGCAAGCUGCGUGGCGUCGUUACUUCAAGAAUAAGCGUGAAAGAGAGAAAUGUGAGCAAAGCGUAGUGGUUGAAAUUGGGAAUCCACAACCUGCAGCCACCACCACAAGCCUUCAUGCCUCUAGAUUUAUUGCUCGCAUAGUACGUGCUUUAAAUCAUAGAAGAAAAAAAGGGAUUGGAAGCAAUGACGAAGCUGGACCUAGCAACAGCAAUGGCUUGCAAGAACAGAGCAAUGAAACACCCUUUCCUCCGGAGUCUCCACAUGUUCUCUGAAAGUGAUUGAAGUUCAAUUUUGUUGAAGUCUUAAAUCCCGAAUUCAAAGUUCAUGGAUACGUAUGUAUGUGACCAUAUCUUCAUUACUUGGGUGUGGACAAUCUACCAUGAAGAUAUAUGGCUGCAAUCCUUCAUUACUUUUCAUAUCCCCACCAAAAUUAAUCAACUCUUCAGUACCCUUUUAAACUUAACGACUAAAAAUAUUACAUUUUAAAAACCUGAGAACUGUGUUGCCUAACCAACUUCAAAUAUUAAUAUUUGGUCUAUCCAAUUGAAA